AUGUAUGCACGGAGAGUCACCGAGCCACCGGAGUCCGAAGAACUCGCCUCCAGCUCCGUCGAGUCACUCAAAACUGUCUGCGCCGUGACUCGCUACCCCAACUCUUGCUUCUCCUCCAUUUCUUCCUUAAACAAGCCACUCACUGCGAAUCCUUUGAACUUCUUCAACCUGUCUCUUCAAGCCACGGUGCGAGAACUCUCGAACCUAACUUCUCUUCCUAAAGAAUUGAUCUCGAAGUCAAACGACAAGCCGACUGAGUCGGCGUUGAAGGAUUGCAUCAGUUUGUUCGACGAGGCGCUGAGUCGACUUAAUAGAUCUUUCGAGUUGAUGAAGGUGGGCCCAGGGGAGAAGGUGUUGACCGAGAUGAAUAUCAGUGACAUUCAGACGUGGAUUAGUGCCGCCAUGACUGAUCAGGAUACUUGCCUGGAAGGGAUCAGUGAGAUGGGAUCAACUGUUCCGUAUGAAUUUAAGGUGAAGGUGCAAAAAUCCCAGGAGUGCAUGAGCAACAGCUUAGCAAUUCUCAAUAAUAUCCAAAGCCUAUUCGAUAAGUUUGGCCUCACGAUGCCUUGA
Fraxinus pennsylvanica is the source of this 570-nucleotide messenger RNA. The record is from the annotation of a GenBank genome assembly. Lineage: Eukaryota; Viridiplantae; Streptophyta; Magnoliopsida; Lamiales; Oleaceae.